UUCACCUGAUCUGUUUCUUUCUUUCCUCUUCCUCCUCUAAACAAAUUUGUUCUUUCCAUACACCAAUAAAUUAAAGUAAUGCAUUUUGAUAUAUGAUACCCAUACAGUACUCAGUUUCUUUUUUCGCAAGUUCGGCAUUAAAUUCAUUGCCUCCAAACUUUUCCAAUAGACGCAGAGUUGGGUUUGUCGACUUAACGAUGACGGCCCUCCAACAGAAUAUUUAUGUUUUUUAGAAUGAGAAAGAAGAAAAGACAAAAGAAUAUAAUAAAAGAUGAUCGAGAGUGAAUCAGAAUUGAGAAUGCAGCUGCUUUGGCGUGGCCAUGCCCUUGUCAAUUGUCAUUUUCGAAAGCUACGAUCGGGCGCGCUGUACUAAACCAAAAUUCUCACGGCUCACGGCCCAAGCCAACCCCAAUCGAAGAAAACAAAACAAAACCCUAAAAAUAUAUAUAUAUAUAUAUUACAUCGUUUCUGUUUCUCUGCGUUUUAAAACUUGAUUUCCAUUCCAGCCCAGAGAGAGAUUUACGGGGAAGAUGGGGCUGCUGUCACUGUUGGAGGUGGCAUUGAUGCCCAAUUUACAAGUCCUCCUCAUCUGUUUAUUGGGAGCUUUUCUGGCCACUGAUUACUGCAAUAUUCUUCCUGCUCACGCUCGAAACUCCCUCAACAAGAUUGUUUUUACUGUUUUCACUCCUUGUCUCAUGUUUGCAAAUUUGGCCAAAACAGUCACCUUCCAGGACAUCAUUUCAUGGUGGUUCAUGCCACUGAACAUUGGUCUUACGUUUCUGUUGGGAGGAAUAUUGGGAUGGAUAGCUGUUAAAAUAUUGAAACCCAAGCCAUAUCUUGAAGGCCUUAUCAUUGGAACCUCUUCUGCUGGAAACUUGGGAAACCUUCUUCUCAUCAUCAUCCCUGCCAUCUGCGCCGAAGAAGGCAGCCCUUUCGGGGACCGCGAAACCUGUAGUUCUCUUGGACUUUCUUACGCAUCCUUCUCCGCAGCGCUCGGUGGGUUUUACUUGUGGACUUCCACUUUCCACCUGGUGAAAACGUCUUCGUUGCGCCUCAAAGAACUCGAGGCGUCCGAGGAGCUGUUGAAAGCACCCAACCAGGCCUCCAAUGCCGCCCUACAUACUCACCUUCUCCACAACCAACAUAAUGGAGAAGAGAUUGAAUCCCAACAACCAGUGGCCAUCUUACAGAAACAGGAACCAGCCUCCCUUUGGGCUAAAAUACUUCAACUUUUUCACGUUAUCAUUGAAGAGUUGAUGGCCCCUCCAUCAUUAGGAGCCGCAUCUCAUAGUUGGGUCGCAGGCUCCAUUUCGAGUAAUCCAAGAUGCUAUUCAACUACUCGGGGACGGAACGAUCCCUUGUACCACUCUUAUACUAGGGGGCAACCUGACUCAAGGGCUACGAUCGUCGAAGGUGAAGGCGUCGACGAUCGUAGGGGUGAUCGCUGUUCGGUACUUUGCACUGCCCGGAAUUGGCGUUUUUGUGGUGAAAGGUGCCAAUGCCUUGGGGUUUCUGUCGCCGGAUCCUCUGUAUCAAUUCUUGUUGAUGAUUCAGUAUACGACGCCGCCGGCGAUGGCGAUCAGCACCAUGACUCAGUUGUUUGGGGUUGGUCAAGAAGAAUGCUCGGUUAUAUUGCUAUGGACCUAUUUGGCUGCAGCUCUUGCUCUUGCUGUUUGGUCUGCAGUCUUCAUGUGGAUCUUGUUUUGAUUCUUUUUCCUUUUUUAACAUUUAAUUUCUUCACCUUCACCCACCCAUUUUGUAUUCUUUUACCAUAUUUCAAAUAUAGAAACUAAGUUUGAAAAAAAAAAGGAAAUUUAAAAUAAGAAACAGAGUAGUCGCCAUACUAGGUAUACAAGUAGCCAUUGUUUCAGUACCGUGUUCUUGAUUAAUUGGAAGUCCAUUCUCGUUUGAUUUUAAACGUUCUCA
Messenger RNA from Momordica charantia (bitter melon), 1926 nucleotides. Its product is annotated as protein PIN-LIKES 7. The record is from RefSeq and is a predicted model, not a curated record. Gene Ontology annotation, biological process: endoplasmic reticulum to cytosol auxin transport. Lineage: Eukaryota; Viridiplantae; Streptophyta; Magnoliopsida; Cucurbitales; Cucurbitaceae. Gene Ontology annotation, cellular component: membrane.